Myotis davidii is the source of this 1856-nucleotide messenger RNA. RefSeq names its product neuromedin U receptor 1 (gene NMUR1). The record is from RefSeq and is a predicted model, not a curated record. The annotation marks the transcript as partial. The transcript has 2 exons. Gene Ontology annotation, molecular function: neuromedin U receptor activity. Gene Ontology annotation, biological process: G protein-coupled receptor signaling pathway. NCBI's taxonomy places the organism in Eukaryota, Metazoa, Chordata, Mammalia, Chiroptera, Vespertilionidae. Gene Ontology annotation, cellular component: plasma membrane.
UCCCUGUUGAUCUUCGUGGUGGGCACCGUGGGCAACGGGCUAACCUGCCUGGUCAUCCUUCGCUACAAGGCCAUGCACACGCCCACCAACUACUACCUCUUCAGCCUCGCAGUAUCGGACCUGCUGGUGCUGCUCCUAGGCAUGCCCCUGGAGCUCUAUGAGAAGUGGCGUAACUACCCCUUCCUCCUGGGUGCUGGUGGCUGCUACUUCCGCACGCUGCUCUUUGAGACAGUCUGCCUGGCCUCUGUGCUCAAUGUCACCGCCCUGAGUGUGGAGCGCUACGUGGCCGUGGUGCACCCACUGCAGGCCAGGUCAGUGAUGACCCCAGCUCAUGUUCGCCGGAUGAUCGGAGCUAUCUGGAGCCUUGCCUUACUCUGCUCUCUGCCCAACACCAGCCUCCAUGGCAUCCAGCUGCUGGAUGUGCCCUGCCGGGGUAUAGUGCCCGACUCGGCCGAGUGCAAGGUGGUCCGCUCAAAGGCCUUCUACAGCCUACUCAUGCAGGCCACAGCACUGCUCUUCUUCUGCCUGCCCAUGGCCAUCAUCAGCGUGCUCUACCUGCUCAUUGGGCUGCGGCUGCGGAGUGAGAGGCUGCUGCUGCUCAGGCAGGGGCCCCAGAGCAGGGUCCAGCGACUACAGGAUAGGAGUCGGACACAGGUGACCAAGAUGCUGUUUGUGCUGGUCCUGGUGUUUGGCAUCUGCUGGGCCCCGUUCCAUAUCGAACGUCUCAUGUGGAGCUUCAUGUCCUCGACCGAGUACCUGCUCGAGGCCUACCAGUACGUACACAUCAUCUCUGGCGUCUUCUUCUAUCUCAGCUCUGCUGCAAAUCCCGUGCUCUACAGCCUCAUGUCCACCCGCUUCCAGGACACCUUCCGGGAAGCCCUGUGCUUGGGAACCCGGUGCCGUGGCCACAGGCGACGUCACAGCUCCCACAGUCUCAGCAGGGUGACCACGGGCAGCACCCUGUGUGACAUGGGCUCCCUGGGCAGCAGGGCCCACCCUCUGGCUGAGAACUAUGGCCUAGAGGGACAGGAAGAGACUGACCCCUCCCUCCAUAGAGGAGACUCACAGCAGCUCCACCUGGAGGCACCAGAGGGCCACUUGUAGCCACACCUGCCCUCCUCUUGGGUGAUGUCUUCAUGCCUGUCCCCUUCAUGCCCGGUUCCCCCUGCAGCCACCUUAGUGACUCCUGCUCCCGCCAUGUACUAGAAGGGAUAUACGAUUACCCUCUAGGCCCCUAGGCCUCCAGUUAAAGUCCUUCCCUGCAGGAACAUCAUAGUCAGUUAACUGGCACAGCACACCUUCUUUUGGGGACAUCCCCACUCCUGCCACAGUUUCCAAAAUGUUUUCCCAAGGCUCUGCCUUCCCUCCCAUUUUCUGUCCCUUUCUAGCUCAUGGCCUGCACCUGGGACCCUCCUCCUACCUGACCCCUCCCUGGCCCGGUCAGCUUAUUCUACUCUGGGCUCUCCACUGGUAGCACUGUUGGGUGGCAGGGAUGCCAGCGAUCCAGGGGACCUGCUUCCAAUCCUAGCCCUAUUGCCACCUUGCUGUGUGGCAUCAAGCAUAUCAGCUCACCUUCCCAGGCCUUGAUCCCCUGCUUGCAAAAUGAAAUGGGCCCCGAUAUUCUAAGUGCCACACUUUGACUCUUUAGCUGCAUUUUCUGUGAGUGUGCAUAAGUCACUGCUGUAAUGAAACCCACUGAUACCCUCAGAUUACCAAGAUGGAAAUUACUGUCUACACGCUCACCACCCCAACCCCUCUCCCUCCCUGACCUCCAUAAGCACCACCUCCCAUGCCCCCCUUCUAGUUGCACAACAAUGUGAACAUGCCCAGACAAUAUUCAACUGUAUGCUUAAAUG